AUGACUACGUCCACCGAUUCCAACGAAUAUUAUCAAAGGAUCGGCGCGGGUUUCUGCGGCACAGUGUGGGCAAGAAGCUUAGAAGGGCCUGCCAUCAAGCGCGAAGAUGGAGGACCAUCUCGAUCACUCGCCAACGAUUUUGCGAUGCACAAACGAGCAUACGAGGCAUUUCUCAGUCUAUUCUGUGCUAAGCACUUCAUGAAAAGCUCACCAACCGAGCCACACGCGCGUAUUCCUCAGUGCCACAGAUAUAUUACGCCGGAAAACCAGUCUUGGUGGAACGAAAAUCUCCGAUGGUUCCCACACGGAUAUGCAGCCUGUAAUGCGAUUCUGUCCGAGAGAAUCCCUCCUUUUCCCGAGCACAUCAGACGUCUUCUCGUGGACACGUAUUGUCCUCCUAAAAUUCGCCAGCAGAUUCUGCACAGCGCCAGCAACGAAGCCUGCCUCAUCCGACCGUAUAUCGGCCGCCAGCGCACCUACGGCACGGCCACGAACGUCCGAUCUCGAUUUCGAGGCUUUUCCCUCCGAAACUUCCCGCUUCAUGUCGAUCAGAUGGCGGAACUGGGGAUUAGCAUCGAAGAUGUUGACUGCUAUGCUGGCAUGAUGGGCGACGCACUGGCCACAUUUCACUGGGUCGCGAGGAUGGAUGCGAACGAUGUCGAGUUUGUUUUGGCUCCGCGGUCGCCAACUGUUAUCAGCACUGAGAACGACGAGGCCACGCACAACAGCAGCAGCAACGCCAUCACAAAUGUCUUAGGUACACAUACCAUGUGGAUCUUGGAUUUCGACCUCUGCCACCAAAUCCCGAUGGACCUGGAAGGUAACGACCCCUUUUAUCCACGGCUGCACAUGACACAGUGGCCUGCGUUUUGUCGUCGGUAUCUGGGUGCCGCUCAGCAGAUUGCUCGCAUCUACCCCAAGUGUAGCGUCGAUGCUAUAUAUGACUUGGCUCGUCGGUUUAUCGAGCUUGUCGAGGCGAGGAAGUGAUGCCCACAGCUUGAGGUAUAUGAUGAUGAUACACUGAACAAGAAACGAGCGACGUAACGUUGCAGGCCUUAAACCUACCUCAAAUUCUCAGUUUGUCUUGCCCACUCAACGAAACAAGUAGUCGAGACGGAAUACACUGAUUGUAUCAAAAUAGAACGAC
Messenger RNA from Aspergillus brunneoviolaceus CBS 621.78, 1147 nucleotides. RefSeq lists its product as uncharacterized. Lineage: Eukaryota; Fungi; Ascomycota; Eurotiomycetes; Eurotiales; Aspergillaceae. The record is from RefSeq and is a predicted model, not a curated record. The transcript is spliced from 2 exons. Bases 1 to 987 code for a protein of 328 amino acids.